Molecule: messenger RNA, 948 nt
Organism: Oryctolagus cuniculus (rabbit)
Lineage: Eukaryota; Metazoa; Chordata; Mammalia; Lagomorpha; Leporidae
Source: RefSeq, a predicted model, not a curated record
AUGGCAUCAGGGAAUGAUUCACAAACAUCAAGAUUCCUUCUCCUGGGAUUCUCAGAGGACCCAGAGCUGCAGCCCCUUAUAUGUGGGCUCUUCCUCUCCAUGUACCUGGUCACUGUGGCUGGGAACCUGCUCAUCAUCCUGGCCAUCUUCUCAGACCCCCACCUCCACACACCCAUGUACUUCUUCCUCUCCAACCUGUCCUUGGUGGACAUCUGCUUUACCUCCACCACCGUCCCCAAGAUGCUGGUGAACAUCCAGACGCAGAGCAAAGCCAUCAGCUAUGCAGGCUGCAUCACCCAGAUGUUCUUCUUCCUGCUUUUUGCAGAGCUGGACAAUUUUCUCCUGGCCGUGAUGGCCUAUGACAGGUUUGUGGCCAUCUGUCACCCCCUGCACUACAUGGUCAUCAUGAACCCCCAGCUCUGUGUGCAGCUGGUCCUGGUGUGCUGGGUCAUCAGUGUCCAGCAUGCCUUGUUACAAAGCUUAAUGGUGCUGUGGCUGUCCUUCUGCGUGCCCCUGGAAAUCCAUCACUUUUUCUGUGAACUGAAUCAGGUGGCCCAACUUGCCUGCUCUGACACUUUUCUUAAUGACAUGGUCUUAUACUUCAUACCUGUGCUGCUGGCUGUUGGUUCACUGGCUGGGAUCCUGUGCUCCUACUCUAAGAUCAUCUCCUGCAUCCGAGCAAUCCCCUCAGCUCAGGGGAAGUAUAAAGCAUUCUCCACCUGUGCCUCUCACCUGUCCGUUGUCUCCUUAUUUUAUUGCACAGGUCUAGGUGUCUACCUCACUUCAGCUGUUACCCACAACUCACACUCAACUGCUAUGGCCUCGGUGAUGUACACUGUGGUCACCCCCAUGCUGAACCCCUUCAUCUACAGUCUGAGGAAUAAAGACAUAAAAAAGGCUCUGGAAACUAUACAAGAGUCCAUUGCUCUGGAGCUAAGGAAGCACUGA